AUGGGCCCAGAAGAAGAACAGGCAGAGAUCCAAUCAUCGCAGGAGCUGUUCGCGCAGCUUGGUGAAGGGGAGAAAGCGUGGAGAGAUCGUCAGCCAUUCCUUCAAUCUCGUGGGUAUAUGCUACGACCGAGGUACCGUCCCGGAUGGGUGCCUUCAUGGAAGGGAACGAAUCGGCAUCCAAUAGACUUUGAGGACCAUAUUCGACUUCCGAUUCGGAGACACCUAAUAGAUGCGACUAGGAUCGAGGGCGGACAAAUUGUGUACAUCAAGCGAGUCAAGACAAAUGAUGCAGAAUCCACAAUUGCUACUCUGCUUCGUGCUCCACCUCUUCGCGACAACCCCGCGAACCAUUGCGUUCCAAUAUUGGACCUAUUCGAGGACGAUGUCGACUCCAGCAUUUCGUAUAUGGUGAUGCCAUUCCUGCGCCUCAUAGACUCCCCUGAAUUUGAGACCGUGGAUAACCUUAUAGAUUGUGCCGACCAGCUUCUGGAGAUCUCCAACGACCCUGAUACGGACUGCACAUACAGAAACAUCUUGAUGGAGGCCACAGCGCUGUUCCCCAAGAGCUUCCAUCCGGUGUACGACGAGCUGCUCCCAGAUGGGUACACGCCAGCACCUAUCCUAUCCCGCAUAUGUGUGCCGGUCAAGUAUUACUACGUUGACUUUGGGAUAUCCGUGUUUAUCCCACCAGACGUACAUCCCAAGCUAGCCAUCGGGCCGCACGGUAGGGAUAAAGAAGUUCCCGAGUUAUCGGAGACCGUCCCAUACGAUCCAUUCAAAGUCGACAUCUUCAUCCUCGGCAAUUUCUUCCGUCGCUAUUUCUACGACAAAUUCUCCAACGUCGACUUCUUCCUACCUCUGAUCCGGUCGAUGACGCAGGAAGUGCCCACGUCGAGGCCGACUGCGGCAGAAGCACUGGCGCAAUGGAAGACCAUACGGUGCCGUGUGUCUGCUGUGCACAGGGCAUGGAAACCACGGGCGCGUGAGGAUCCCUGGUUUGCCAGGGUCGGAUACGAUGUAUAUGCGUUGUUCAGGACGGUGUAUUAUGGUGGGAGAUACAUUGUCGAACGAUCUUCUGAGCUGCAGGGCUGA
Messenger RNA from Postia placenta MAD-698-R-SB12, 1092 nucleotides. RefSeq lists its product as hypothetical. NCBI's taxonomy places the organism in Eukaryota, Fungi, Basidiomycota, Agaricomycetes, Polyporales, Adustoporiaceae. The transcript has 6 exons. The record is from RefSeq and is a predicted model, not a curated record. The coding region runs from base 1 to 1092 and encodes 363 amino acids.